Molecule: messenger RNA, 951 nt
Organism: Gamsiella multidivaricata
Lineage: Eukaryota; Fungi; Mortierellomycota; Mortierellomycetes; Mortierellales; Mortierellaceae
Product: Cytidylate kinase domain-containing protein
Exons: 1
Coding region: 350-898 (182 amino acids)
Biological process (GO): nucleobase-containing compound metabolic process
Molecular function (GO): ATP binding
Source: RefSeq, a predicted model, not a curated record
UUUUUCAUGCAUCCCUUUUUAUAAACCCAUUUGAAUGCUAGGCACAACUGCUAAAAUGGUUGCCCAGCGACUUGGAUUCGACUACAUUGACACAGGAGCGUUUUACAGAUGUGUAUGGGCGACCACCGGUUUUAUCUAAACACUCGUGUUAUCACCAUUGACGUUAUCUGGCAAAAACAAAGUAUACAUGUAUUCAUGAAAGCAAAGCAUGCACCCUACUGAACAUUAGAUCACCUUGGCCGCACUUUCGAAGGGCAUUGAUCCAUCCAACCCCGCCAACGCUGAAAAAAUCUCAAGCAUUGCAGAACAGUCCAGGAUUGCGCUGCAGACUGUUUUCGUGAAUGUAUCGAUGGGCAACACAGCCAUGCUCUCAGGAAAGGCUCCGUUACCUGCGACACGCGUCAUUCUCGAUUCAAAGGAUGUAUCUUCAGAGAUUAGGACUGGAAACGUCUCCAGACAUGUCUCCACUGUGGCGGCUAUCGGGAAAGUUAGAGAGGCUGUGCUGCAAAAGGUCCGGGCUAUCGGGGCCAGAGAAGAUCUUGAUCAGGUUUCAUCUGCUGCUGCCAGUGCUGGAGGUCUAGUCAUGGAUGGCAGAGACAUUGGAACUGUCGUAUUGCCCCAUGCAGAUCUUAAAGUAUUCCUCGUGGCCGAUAGUCGCGUACGUGCCGAGCGCCGGUUACAGGAGCUUAUCAGGAAUGGGGCAGAUACAUCAGCGCUAGAAAUGAAGGUCGAGGAUGUGCAAAAGGAUCUGGAAAGGCGAGAUGAGCUGGAUCGAACCCGGGAUGUAUCCCCACUGAAAAAGGCAGAGGAUGCCAUGGAGCUCGAUACUUCUGACCUCACCAUUGAGGAUCAAGUGGAUAUAAUUGUGCAGGAGGUUGACCGCCGGCGAACAGCCUAGGUACAGUAGCAGGUGGACAAUACAUAUUUGACCAUUUGGGACGUAUGCGACUU